Closterium sp. NIES-65 is the source of this 5160-nucleotide messenger RNA. NCBI's taxonomy places the organism in Eukaryota, Viridiplantae, Streptophyta, Zygnematophyceae, Desmidiales, Closteriaceae. The record is from the annotation of a GenBank genome assembly.
AUGGCUACCCCUAGUGUCCUCGCUUUUGACGCUGAGGGUCGGGCCAUUGACUUUGAGGUCUGGGUAGACGACCUGCAGCUGUUCUUACAGUGCGAUAGGGCAGACGGCCUCUCUCUCUUUGACCUUACCUCUGGCGCUUCCCCUGCCCCUGCUGCUGAUGCUGACGCCACUGUUCGCUCCCAGUGGGCCACGCGCGACGCUGCUACACGUCUUGCUGUGCGUCGCCACCUCCCUACCUCCGAGCGUGCGCACUUUAGUCAGUACAAGAGUGCUCAGACCUUGUACGACGCUGUAGUCGCGCGCUACUCCUCCCCUGCCACUGCUGCACUGAGCCGUCUCAUGCUACCGUACCUCUUCCCUGACCUUGCUGCCUUUCCCACCGUGGCUGACCUCAUAACGCACCUCCGCACUGCAGUGACACUCGCUACCGCGCUGCUCUCCCUGCUGACUUCUGCGCCAAGAACCCCCCCCCCAUUGCGGCGUCUGCCCGUAGCGGGAGACGCCGCCCUGGCAAGGGCAAGGGGGGCAAGGGAGCUGGAGGAGCGGGCGGUGGAGGUGGAGGUGGAGGCGGUGGGGGUAGUGGGGGUGGCGGUGGGAGUGGAGGUGCGGGUGGGGGGGUCGGUGGCGGCGGUGGAGGCGAAGGCGGCGGCGGCGGUGGCGGUGGGAGCGGAGGUGGCGGAGGAGGCGGCGGUGGAGGCGGCGGUGGAGGCGGCGGUGGAGGCGGCGGCAGUAGCGGAGGCGGCGGAGGCGGUGGGGGUGGCGGUGGAGCUGGUCGCGGGCCUUCGCAGAGGAGUGGCUCCGCGGGGUGGGGGUUUUGGUCCGUGCACCUACGUCCUGCGCACCGGCGACCGUGCGGGUGAGCAGUGUGGGGGUCCGCACCCCACCCAGCGCUGCUUUGGCCGCCUGACGGACGCGUGGCGUCACCAGUUCCCGGAGGCCUCAGAGAUUCCUCGCUGGGGCGAGCUGUCUAGGGCGGGUGUUGCCAUCUUUGAUCUUGACUUUGAUGCUAUUCUCUCUGCCAUGUAUGCUGUGUCUCAUAGUGAUGAGGGUGACUGCUACCGCUGUUUCCCGCCCGAUCCGGGCAUUGAGGCUGCUGCCCUAGGUGCUUGCGACGCUGCUGCUCUAGGUGCUAGUGUGUCUGCGUCCUCAGGUACUGUCCUCCCGUGUCCGGCGGCUCCUACUGGCACCCUGUCUGGUCUCUACCUCCCCUCGUUCUCGACAAACCUGGUGAGUGGUGCUGACCUACAGGAUGGGGGAGUACACCAGUUCACUCCUGCGCGUCAGCGGGUGACGCACUGCACAGAGGCUAGCACAGGCCGGCACCUCGCUACGUUUACCCGUCAGCCGGGGUCGAGCCUGUACACACUGACCACUGCGUCUCCUCCCGUUACUGAGCCUGGUAGAGUCGCUUUGUCUGGUCAGGUGUUUGCUGCAGCGUCUAGGUCUGGUCCUGAGUCUGCCCCCUGUUCGUGUCGUCUCUUGUCUCAUGAGACUCUCCUCUUGCACCACCGUCUUGGUCACCCCUCUCUGCUUCGGCUCAGAGGCAUGGCCUCCCGUCUUCUUGUGUCUGGUCUCCCCCGGUCCCUCCCUCCCCUUCCUCAGGGCCCUGGCCCUGCCUGUGUCCCCUGUGUCGAGGGGCGCCAGCGGGCUGCCCCUCACUCCUCCCAGUUUCCUCCGACAGAGGCCCCGUUGCAGACGCUUCACAUGGACGUGUGGGGCCCGGCCCGCGUCCGUGGACAGGGCGGAGAGUUCUCCUCUGGCCUACUGCGAGCCUACUGUCGCGCACGAGGCAUCCGACAGACCUUCACGCUUCCGGACUCACCGCAGCAAAAUGGGAUUGCUGAGCGCCGCAUUGGCAUGGUCAUGGACGUCGCUCGUACGUCUAUGAUGCAUGCGGCUGCCCCCCAUUUUCUGUGGCCGUUUGCGGUCAGGUACGCGGCGCAUCAGAUCAACCUCAACCCCAGGGUCUCCAGGCCAGAGACCUCCCCAGCCUUACUAUGGAUGGGGAAGGUUGGCGAUGCGUCGGCGUUCCGGGCCUGGGGAUCUCGGGCGUUUGUCCGCGACUUGUCUGCGGACAAGCUGUCCCCUCGUGCUGCUCCUUGCGUCUUCCUGGGGUUCCCCCCUGACGCGCCUGGGUGGCAGUUCUACCACCCCACCUCUCGACGUGUUCUGUCCUCCCAGGACGUCACGUUUGACGAGUCGGUCCCCUACUACCGCCUCGUCCCCUACCGCACUCCGUCCCUCCCCCCACCCCCGCUCUUUCUUGUACCAGGUCCCCCCCAGGUAGACUCCCUCCCCCCUCAGGGUCCUGCCCCUUCAGGUGUGUCCCAGGUAGACGCAGUCGAGCCUGUCGAGGUCACUGGUGACUCUGGUGCUGCUGGGGGUGCUGAGCCUGGGGGUGCUGGACCUGGGGGUGCGGAGUCUGGGGGUGCUGAGCCUGGGGGUGCUGAGCUUGGGGGUGCUACGCCUAGGGUUGCUGAGCCUGGAGGUGCUACGCCUGGGGGUGCUGAGCCUGGAGGUGCUACGCCUGGGGGUGCUGAGAGUGGAGGUGCUUCGCCUCGAGGUUCUCCGGGUGCUUCUUCUCGCCGGGAGCCACUCUCUCCACAGGAGCUGCGCGAGUGGUUUGCCCGGCGCUGGCGCCGUACUGCUGGUGCAGGAGGUUCUUCGGCUGCUGAGGGUGCUGCGGUCGCGGGUCCCGGAGGUGCUCGUACUGGGAGUACUGGAGCUACUGGGCCUACGGGUUCGACUGGAGCUGGUGCUACUGAGGGUGUUGGCGCUGAGACUCCCGCUGGCGGUCCUACUCGGGGUGCUCCUGGUGCUGCUGGAGGUGCUGCUGGAGUGGGUAAUUCUGCUGAGGGUACUGGUGCUGUCCCUGCUGCUUCUGGCGUUGUCACGCGGCCUCGACCGUACUUUGUUCCACUCCUGCAGCAGGUUCUUGGUCUUCCUCCUUCUACUGGUCCUCCUCCUCCCUCAGAGUGUCCAGAGCCUGUCCCGUCACAGUCACAGCUACAGCGUGCCUCCCCUCUGCCUGCUCCUUCUCCCUACGCUCGUCCUACUGGAGGUCUUACUGAGCGUCGUGAGCCUGCGUCCCGUCCUGCGUCGCCUGUUAGAGCUGCUCGUGCUAGUGGUCGCGGUUCGCGCCAGCGUCCUCCUCCUAUCCCUGGCACGCACCGGAUGUCUCUGCGUCCGUCUACUACUCUUCUGCGUGCCCCUUUGCCUUCCCCUCCUGAGUCCUCUCUUCCUGCACUUGCCGACCUUGAGUCGGACUCUCUUCGUGCUGCCAGUCCUACUGUCACGCGUCUCCUUGCUACUGUUAUCACUGACCCUUCUUUCGAGUCUACUGCUGCGUCUGCUCUCGUUACUGAGCUCGUCGACUUUGCUGCUCGCUGUCGCUUAGACUACGCUGCUAGUCUUGUCGCUGAGUCUGAGUCUGUCUGUCCUCCGUCCGUCGGGGGUGAGUGUGCCCUUGGCACGGACGUCCUUGAGGACAGGCAGGAGGAGUUCCAGUGUCUGGCAGCUGCUUCACCUCAUCUCGUGUCCGUACUGCUUACCCCUGAAGGAGACCCAGAUGCACUUGACAUCCCGACUCCGCGCUCUUACGCGGAGGCGAUAGAGGGUCCCUACUCCUCUCAGUGGCAGGCAGCUAUAGAUGCAGAGAUGGCUUCCUGGAAGUCCACAGACACCUACGUUGACGCUGUCCCCCCUCCUGGGGCGAACAUCGUCAGUGGCAUGUGGAUCUUCAGGGUGAAGAGGCCGCCGGGCUCUCCGCGUGUCUUCAAGGCGCGUUACGUGGCUCCUGGCUUCAGUCAGCGGCAGGGAGUCGAGUACAUUCAGACCUUCUCCCCCACCCCGAAGAUGACCACUCUUCGGGUACUGCUGCACGUUGCUGCUCACCGUGACUACGAGCCGCACUCUCUUGACUUCAGCACAGCUUUCUUGCAGGGCAGCCUGCACGAGGAGAUCUUGCUGCGUCGCCCACCUGGCUUCACUGGGUCUUUCCCUCCUGGUACCCAGUGGAGUCUCCGGCGUCUAGUCUACGGUCUCCGCCAGGCGCCACGUGAGUGGCACGACACACUGAGGACUACGCUUGCGGCUCUUGGGUUUGCUCCUUCUACUGCCUACCCGUCGCUGUUUCUGCGCACCGACACCUCUCUGCCGCCGUUCUACAUCCUCGUGUACGUCGACGACUUGGUCUUUGCCACAGCUGACACUGCUGGACUCGCCUACGUGAAGUCCGAACUGCAGAAGAGACACACGUGCACAGAACUGGGUGAACUGCGCAGCUACCUUGGCUUGCAGAUCACCCGGGACAGAGCACGCCACACCAUUACCCUGACUCAGUCACACAUGGUGCAGCAGGUCCUUCAGCACUUCGGCUUCACGUACUCCUCGCCUCAGGCCACUCCUCUGUCUACUCGCCACUCGCUCUCAGCUCUGCCUUCGGAUGAGUCCGUAGAUUCGAGUGGCCCGUACCCAGAGCUUGUUGGCUGCCUCAUGUACCUGAUGACCUGCACACGACCUGACCUUGCAUACCCUCUUAGCAUUCUCGCACGCUAUGUUGCUCCUGGGAGACACCGACCAGAGCACAUGGCUGCAGCGAAGAGGGUGUUGCGCUACCUGUGCAGUACGUUGGGCAUGGGGCUAGUGCUUGGAGGGCGGAGUCCAGUGGUCCUCACUGGGCACGCGGACGCGUCUUGGGCUGACGACCAGGCUACGCAGCGGUCGUCACAGGGUUACACCUUCAGCCUUGGUUCCGGCUCUGUUUCGUGGCGGGCUACUCGCUCGUCUUCUGUUCUUGGCUCCAGUUGUGUGGCUGAGAUCUACGCCGGGGCCAUGGCUGCACAGGAGCUUCGCUGGCUCACCUACCUGCUGACUGACUUUGGAGAGCCGCCUCGUUCUCCUCCAGUCCUGUACGUAGACAACAAGGCCAUGCUGGCCUUGUGUGGAGAGCAGCGACUGGAGCACAGAACGAAGCACAUUGCUCUCCGCUACUUCCUUGCUCGUGAGCUACAGCAGCGUGGACAGUUGCGGCUUGCGUACGUGGCCUCUGAGGCCAACACUGCUGAUGUCUUCACCAAGGCACUUCCGCCUUGUGAUCAUCAGCGCUUCUGCACUCAGCUGGGUCUUGUGCCCGUCUUGCCUCACUUGCUCUCCUCUUGA